Messenger RNA from Habropoda laboriosa, 465 nucleotides. RefSeq names its product 40S ribosomal protein S15Aa. The record is from RefSeq and is a predicted model, not a curated record. NCBI's taxonomy places the organism in Eukaryota, Metazoa, Arthropoda, Insecta, Hymenoptera, Apidae. Gene Ontology annotation, cellular component: cytosolic small ribosomal subunit; ribosome. Bases 62 to 454 code for a protein of 130 amino acids. Gene Ontology annotation, biological process: translation. Gene Ontology annotation, molecular function: structural constituent of ribosome. The transcript is spliced from 4 exons.
UUUUCGUUCGGCUAAUCGAGCGUGUACGUUGCUGUGAUAAAUAAAUUUAUAUAUCGCAGCCAUGGUGCGUAUGAACGUUCUUAGCGAUGCUCUUAAAGCUAUUAACAACGCUGAAAAGCGUGGAAAGAGACAGGUAUUGUUAAGGCCCUGCUCAAAAGUAAUCAUUAAAUUUUUGACUGUAAUGAUGAGAAAAGGAUACAUAGGAGAAUUCGAAAUUGUUGAUGAUCAUCGUAGUGGUAAAGUUGUUGUAAAUCUUAGUGGAAGACUGAACAAGUGUGGUGUAAUUUCACCUAGAUUUGAUGUACCAAUUAAUGAUAUUGAAAAAUGGACUAACAACCUGUUGCCAUCUCGACAAUUUGGAUAUGUUGUGCUAACCACAAGUGGAGGAAUUAUGGAUCAUGAAGAAGCUAGAAGAAAACAUCUUGGAGGAAAAAUACUUGGAUUCUUCUUUUAAUGAUUAUUUAA